CAUCCUCCCGACAUGUCUUGUCCUAUGCGAGCUCACGCGUCAGACGUCGACGAUUCAAGCACGACGUCACCGGAACGUUUGCCCAUACCUCAACCUCCGGAGCACCUCUUCGGCCUGCUUGGCAACCUGCCCGACUUAGAUCCUUCAUUCCCUUCCAAGAACAUAUGGAGCAUGCAACAGCUGUACGGUCCUAUCAUGAAGUUGAAACUCGGUAGCGAGCAAGUAAUACUUGGAGACCAACAACACAUCAACGAAAUCUGCGACNUAAAAAGAUUCCACAAGGUCCCUGCUGGUGCCCUGACAGCCAUUCGAGCACUGACAGGAGACGGCCUGUUCACAGCUUAUGAUUCUGAGAUGAACUGGUGGAUAGCUCAUCGCAUGCUUGUUCCAGCGUUUGGUCCAAUUACUCUCCGCUCAAUGUUCGAUGAUAUGUUGGAUAUCUCGUCUCAAAUGGUUCUGAAGUGGGAUCGACUAGGACCGGAACAUGAGAUCGAUUGCGCCGAUGACUUGACACGUCUUGCUUUCGACACUAUUGGGCUUUGUGCCUUCUCGUACAGGUUCAACGAGUUUUACAUGGAUCACGCUCAUCCUUUUGCUCAACAAAUGGCCGAUGUCUUGACCGAGAGUGGUAGGCGUGUCAGCCGUCCUGGGUUCAUCAACGACUAUGUCUACCGCAACAGCGAACAGAAACGACAAGAGAACGUCAAGAAAAUGCAUGACCUCUGUGACCAGAUUGUAGCAGAUCGGAAAAAGAAUCCGCAACCUCAGAACAAGGACUUAUUGAACACCAUGCUGAACAGUAUCGACAAAGAGACCGGAGAGGGACUGUCGGAUGAGAAUAUCAGAUAUCAAAUGGCGACUUUCCUGGUCGCUGGACACGAAACUACCAGCUCGACCUUGUCCUUCACCUACUACAACUUGCUGAAGAAUCCCGAUACAAUCCUCAAAGCACAGCGACAAGUCGACGAGGUGGUAGGAGACAACGUACUGGAACUCCAGCAUUUGCCGAAGCUCACAUAUAUCGACGCCUGCAUCAAGGAGAGUCUUCGUCUUAGUUCGCCCAUCACUCGCUGGGGUGUUUGUCCACGCAAAGACACCACCUUGCAAGGUAAAUACGAAGUGAAGAAAGACGUCCAGCUUGUGAGCAAUUUGAAAGCUCUUCAUCACGAUCCUGCUGUCUGGGGCGAUGACCAUGAUGACUUCAAGCCAGAAAGAAUGCUUAGGUCAAAUUUCGAGAAGUUGCCUCCCAAUAGCUGGAAACCCUUCGGCAACGGGAUGAGAUCGUGUAUUGGCAGAGGCUUUGCUGAGCAAGAAAUGAUUAUUAACAUCGCGCUUGUGCUUCAGCGCUUCCAGCUACAGUUGGCAGAUCCAACAUACGAGCUCGAACUGAAGUCAACUUUGACAAUCAAGCCGUGGAACUUCAAGAUGAAGGCUCGCUGUCGACCAGGAAAAACACUCAUGGUUGGCAUUCCAGGAGGGGUACCUACCAGUGUCGCAAAGACACACGAACAGCAGCAUGACCAUGUACAAGCUCAGGACAAGUCUUCUGAGACGCCCGUGUCGAUCUUUUUCGGAGGCAACACCGGAACAUGCGAAGCUCUCGCCGAAGAUCUGAGAACAAAGUUGACUGAUCAUGGCUUAAGUGCUUCGAUUGGGAGCCUUGACACCAUGACUGAGCAUAUUCCGGAUCAGCCUGUUGUGAUCAUUGCCUCUUCGUACGAAGGCCAACCUGCCGAUAACUCAAAGCAAUUUGUGGCGUGGCUGGAAGAUAUUGAUAACAAAAAUGCCUCUAUCUUAAGCGGAGCCAAAUAUGCAGUGUAUGGUGUGGGGAGCUCAGACUGGGCGAGCACUUUCCACCGGAUCCCAAAACUCGUUAACGACCUGAUGGAAAAAGCUGGAGCUACAAAAAUUGUCGAUCUCGGACUCUCCGAUGUCAAAGCUGAUCUAUUCGGCCCAUGGGAAGACUGGGUAGAUCAGCUUGUAGAUGCACUGGUAAAGUCAAUUGGUGCUUGUCCCGUUGCUAAGCCUGUCACCGAGGUCAUGAUUCGCGAAUCCAAAUUGACCUCAUUGCUUGGCGGCAAAGACAUGAAUGUCGGAACUGUCGUCGCGAAUAACCAGCUUGCAGGCACUGAAGUAGGACCUGCGAAACGUCAUAUGGAUAUUCGCCUGCCGGAUGGUAUGAGCUACACUGCGGGCGACUACCUUGUAGUGCAGCCGCGCAAUCCAGAUGAAACAGUUCGUAGGGUCCUGGCAUACUUUGGUCUGCGAGAGAACGACAUCUUGGAAGUCAAAGGAUCAUCCAAGCUCUUCUUACCUACAGAGCCCACUCCGAUGGAUGAGUUCCUUUCCGGCGCUGUCGAACUCAGUCAGCCCAUCACGAAGCGCCAAAUAGAGAGCAUCCUGUCGCAUGCGACUCCCGAACAGCAGGAAGAGUACAAAGGAUUGCUCGAAGACGCUUCCUACCAGCAUUUCCUUGAGAAACGCUACAGCAUCCUCGAUAUUCUUGAAGAGACCUCAAUCGCCCUCCCUUUCAGUGCAUACGUCGACAUGCUUCCAGCUUUGACGCCUCGCCAAUAUUCCAUUGCCUCAUCUUCUCUGCACCCAGCAAACAACCCUCAGCACAGGCCACACGCAGAUAUCGUGUCUCUGUGCUUCGAUGUACAUACUUCACCAGCUCUCUCAGGCCACGGUUCUUUCUUCGGUGUCACAUCCACCUAUCUCGCUUCUCGCCGCAUCGGUGACCGUAUCUCAUGCUUUGUGCGUCCCACCAACGUUGGCUUCCGACUUCCGGGCAAUGUCGAGACACCCAUCAUCAUGUUUGCAGCCGGCACAGGGAUCGCACCUAUGCGAGCUUUCCUGCAGGAAAGAGCCGCCAUAGCUGUAGCCGGUGCGCGAAAACUCGGCCCGGCGAUCUUAUUCUUCGGCUGCCGCCAUCCGGAGAAAGACUUCAUGUAUCGUGACCAGUUAAUCGAGUGGGAGAGACAAGGCGUCGUCAAAGUCGUGUCAGCGUUCAGUAAGGGCAAUUCUGGUCCACGGUAUGUACAAGACGCUAUCUGGGAGCAUCGCGAGGAGGUAGCGAAGAUGUUUAUGGAUGGUGGAAAGAUAUAUCUGUGCGGAAGUGCCGCGAGAUUAGGCAAGAGUGCCGCUGAAGUUUGCAAGAGGGUAUGGUGCGAGAAGAAUGGAAAGUCGAUGGAUGAGGCGGAGGCAUGGCUCCAGAGUGUCAAGACUGACCGAUACAUCAGCGAUGUAUACUGA
This is a messenger RNA of Aureobasidium vineae, 3255 nucleotides long. Lineage: Eukaryota; Fungi; Ascomycota; Dothideomycetes; Dothideales; Saccotheciaceae. The record is from the annotation of a GenBank genome assembly.